Molecule: messenger RNA, 1440 nt
Organism: Strongyloides ratti
Lineage: Eukaryota; Metazoa; Nematoda; Chromadorea; Rhabditida; Strongyloididae
Exons: 2
Coding region: 1-1440 (479 amino acids)
Source: RefSeq, a predicted model, not a curated record
AUGAUUCCUCGUAAGUACACAUCCUUAAACUCCCCUAUUAUGGCAUUAAAUGUUAUCACAAGUUGUCUUAGUACGGUACCCUCUGACUGUUCUUCAAUAUUUAGUGUCAUAGAUAAUGAUUGGAAGGUUAAAGGUGAAUUAAUAACAGAGACAGAAAUUUCACAACUUUCUACAAUAAGUAAAAAAGAAUUUUAUAAAAAUGAAAUUGAACUUGAAUAUCAAGAUUGUUCUGAUGAUCCAUCAAUACUUUUUUGUAAUAAUAAUAUUAAAUCACAUACAUCAACUAUAAUUGAUACAAAAAAAAUUAAAUCAGCUUUACCAUUAUAUAUAUUAUAUACAUAUCCUAUCACCAGAGCACGUGUAUAUAAAAGUUUUGAAAAAAUUAUAAAUCAUGAAAUAAGGUAUGCCAAAGAACAAGCAUUAUGGAGUCAACCAAAUAAUCAUGGUAUACAUUCUGUUGUUUUGAUGGUUUCCAGUACAAAUGGAGUAGAACAAAAAAAUUUUCAACCACCUAUUAUUGAAACAUCAGACAGUAUUUUGAAUGUUAGUUGUACUAAUAAAAGUUGCAAAAUUAUUGUUGAGGAGGAAUUAAUUAAUUCAGCAAAACUAGAAAAUGAUAUUGAAUGUUUUACAAAUGAAGAAAUUACCAGUAUAAUAGGAACAAUAGAAUAUACAGAAAUAUCAGAUACAAGUACCAAAUAUAUUGAAAAGCCUAAGAUAAAAAAAAAAAAGAUAAAUAUUGAAAAAAAUGAUGAUUUUGUUGAAGAAAAAUUUAUUUCAAAAAAUUUUAAAGGAAUUAUGAACAUCAGAGAUCGUAUUGCUGAUUAUAAAAAUUCUGACAUUACUGAUUAUACUAAAAAAGUAAUCAAAAAACGUUGCAAUAUUGCACCACAUCCUUUGAAUGCUUUUUUUUCAAAAGAAAAUAUUCAAUUUAAAGAAUAUGUUAACUAUGAUGAAUUAACUGAAAAAAUAAAUCAAAAACCACAUAUUGAUAUUAAAAAAAGAAUAUAUGCCACUAAAGAUGAACACGAAACUUCAACAAUCGUUAAUACUAUAAAUGAAAAUGAGGCUUUAGAAGAGGGUGAUAUAAACUAUUCAAUGAUAACAACAGAAUUAAGCGAUAUUGAAUCAUCAACAAAUUGUAAUACCACAAUUCAGCAAAUAGAUUGUGAAAAAUUAACACGGAAGUUAAAUAAUAUCAAUAUUGAUAAUGAAUAUACAGAUGACUCAUCAAAAUUAAUUUCUCUUCCCAAUACAUUUUCAUUUUUGUCAAAAGACUAUACAACAUCAUGUGAAGUACAAAGAACUGUUAAAAGAAAUUAUACAGAUACGUGUACCUUUACUAAAUUUGAAAAUGAUGAUGAAGUAAUUAUUUAUGAAGAUAUGCUCCAACAACUUAAUUCAAUUAAAAAUGUUUUAAAUGAUUUUGAUAUGUCAUGA